AUGUCGUCUUCCGCGACGACGAGUUCUCCUCCUCCUCCGUCGUCGCACGAAAGCGUGGUUCGAGACCAAUACGACAUCGUUCGAGUCGCUGAAUGGAUCCACGUGAACGCGUUCCAUCGAAUCGCGAUACAGGUUCCCGACGAAUUACUCAAAGACGCCGCCAGCAUCUGUCGCGCAUUGAAACGCGAGUUGGACGCGCGAACGACGACGGAGGAUGACAAAGAUUCCACGGACGAGGGGAAGAAGAAACGACGAGAAGUGUUUGUUCUCGCGGACACGACGUUUGGUUCGUGUUGCGUGGACGAAGUCGCGGCGUUGCAUCACAACGCGGACUGCGUUGUUCACGUUGGUUUUUCGUGUUGUUCAAAAACGAGCAGGUUGAACGCGAGGAUGGUAUUCGAGGAGAAGAGUUUAGAGGUGGACGCGUGCGCGGAGAAGAUCAGAGAGCACGCGAAGAGUGUGUUAGGGGAGUCCGUGAACGUUGUGGUCGUGUUAAUGGAACAAAAUCGAAGCUGGUGUUCGGAGCGGAUGGAGAAGGCGUUGGCGGUAGGGGAAAGCGAAGAUGGUGGGAAGGUUCGGUACGUGGUGUCGUCGAUGCCGCCAAACGUGAUUGAACCGACGGGAGAGGCUAGGAUUGGGAAAGAAGACGAAGAGACCGUUCGCCUGACAUCCACGAGUGAAUGUGGGACGAACGGAGAAAACGAUGACGGUAAUAAAAUACACGUGACAUUAGGCGCCGCUCGAUUAAAAUACGAACGCGAGAUGGACAAAGAUUUCAAAGAUCCGAAUACAAAAGCGUUCGUUUGGGUUGGCGAUGCGAACUCACCGGCGUUGACGCACGCUUUGUUGAUGAUAUCGUCGGCGACGAGCGACGCGUCGCCGUUUCGGACGAAUUACGAUGUCGCGCGAUAUUGUCCAGAGAAGGGCGAGAUUGAAGCGAAAGCGAUUGGGACCGAGGCGUGUCGGAGAAACGUGAAGAAACGUAACCAUUCGAUUGAGCGUGCGAAAGAUUCGAACAUUGUCGGUAUUGUCGUCGGUACUCUUGGUGUUUCGGGAUAUUUAUCGGUCGUAUCUAAACUGCGUGAAAUGAUAGAGUCGAGCGGACGUACGUGUUAUACCGUGGCGUGCGGGAAGCCGAAUCCAAAUAAGUUGGCGAAUUUUCCAGAGAUUGAAACGUUCGUGCUAGUCGCGUGCGAGUUGUGCGCUUUAGUAGACGGGAAAGAUUACUUGCAAGCAGUCAUCACCCCGUACGAAGCCGCGUUAGCUUUCGGGAAUAAACCUUGGAUUGGCGAAAUCAAAUUAGAUUUCGACUCGUUCGAAGAGGAAACGAAAGAUUUCGACGGCGUACACGACGUUCGAGCGGAACCAACCAUGUCAUUUCUAACUGGAACUUUACGCAAAGACACAUCAUCCGCGCUCACCGGGGACGAUGCGGACGAUUACGAUUUACACGGCGCAAACCUUUCGUCAACGCUCAUGGACGAGGAAGACGACGAGAAGGAAGAAGGGGCGACGAACGACGCCAAAGCGGUCGACGCUCUCAAACUCGCCGAACGCGCCUCUCAGGCGCUCACCUUCCGCCACGAAAACCUCCACCUGAACAAAACCACCUCCACGCCGCGCUCUGGCGCGGAAUACUUGCUCACCAAACGAACCUUUGUCGGUUUAGACCCGAAAAAGAAGGUGAAAAACGACAACGACGACGAAGAAGAAGGAGGAGGCGAACACCCUCUCCAAGCCGCCGAAGGCCGAAGAGGCCGCGCCGCCGCGUACGAUAGCGUAGAUAUAAAUAAAUAG
Messenger RNA from Bathycoccus prasinos, 1797 nucleotides. RefSeq lists its product with no specific name. NCBI's taxonomy places the organism in Eukaryota, Viridiplantae, Chlorophyta, Mamiellophyceae, Mamiellales, Bathycoccaceae. The record is from RefSeq and is a predicted model, not a curated record. The transcript has a single exon. Gene Ontology annotation, molecular function: 2-(3-amino-3-carboxypropyl)histidine synthase activity. Bases 1 to 1797 code for a protein of 598 amino acids. Gene Ontology annotation, biological process: protein histidyl modification to diphthamide.